CCAAUCCCAGGGGGCGCUAGCGUGGUUCUCGCCAAACCUUUAGCUCUUAAAGUGAUUUCUCUCACCGAGAAAGGGAGUCCUCUGCUGGUUGAGACGAACAUCUGCGUAGGUGACAGGAAUGUCCAGAUCCUCUCUGAUAUUAACACCUCAUUGAGGGCCAUUGAGGACCAUUAUCUGAUGGCGCCGAUUUUGUGUGAUGGCAGUAAAGGAACUUGGCCCUAUGUCGAUGAAUCAUUGUCGGAACGUUCUUUGAAAUCUCGAGUUAGUCCUAAGUGAAGAAGGUUAAGGGUUGACUAGAGCUGAAUGCUCCGGAAGCAGAUAGGCGGGAACUCCAUUUGUUCACCCAGCAUGGACAGCUCUAUCACGACUUGUCGCUCCCCACAUUGGCUUCCUCUUCGAGGGUAGCAAUCUCCUUCCAACAGCUCGCUCAUAUCAUCGUUCAUUUUUUUGCAAUUAAUUACUUUACUGCAACAUGGGUAGAGUGGUGCCUCCGAUGGAGAGUGUUUCAAUCAAGUGUGUCGUGUUAGGUGAUGGGAGUGUGGGAAAAACCAGCCUUCUCCUCUCAUACACUACAAACACCUUCCCUGGGCUCUACGUGCCCACAGUAUUUGACAACUAUGCGGCUAAUCUGAUGGUAGAUGGAAACUACGUCCAUUUGGGACUGUGGGACACGGCCGGGCAAAGCGAUUACGACCGGCUCAGACCUCUAGCCUAUCCUGAAACAGAUGUGUUCAUCGUUUGUUUCUCGUUGACCGAGAAGGACUCUGUGGACAAUGUUCGUUGCAAAUGGAUCCCCGAGCUUCGCCAUCAUAGAGGAGAGGAUGUUCCAGUUCUGUUGGUGGGCACUAAGAUGGACUUGAGGACGAAGGACAAUGCCAAGAGUUGCAUGAGCACUCUGCACGGCCAUGCCCUGGCUCAGGAAGUGGGUGCAGAUAAAUUCAUCGAAUGCAGUGCUCUGUCGCAAGAGAAUGUGACACAAGUAUUCGAGGAGGUGGCCCGUUUGGUGAUAUAUCCGAGGAAAAAGAAAUCGAGUGGGAAAAAAUGCAGGGUGAUGUGACACAUUGAGUUGUGUUCCCUCAGAGCUGCUGGUGGAGUCUACUCGAGGAGGCCACUGACCUCAAUCGAUGUUC
Molecule: messenger RNA, 1130 nt
Organism: Tigriopus californicus
Lineage: Eukaryota; Metazoa; Arthropoda; Copepoda; Harpacticoida; Harpacticidae
Product: ras-related C3 botulinum toxin substrate 3-like
Exons: 2
Coding region: 473-1057 (194 amino acids)
Biological process (GO): small GTPase-mediated signal transduction
Molecular function (GO): GTP binding; GTPase activity
Source: RefSeq, a predicted model, not a curated record